Messenger RNA from Protopolystoma xenopodis, 390 nucleotides. The record is from the annotation of a GenBank genome assembly. NCBI's taxonomy places the organism in Eukaryota, Metazoa, Platyhelminthes, Monogenea, Polystomatidea, Polystomatidae.
AUGAAAGGCACUAAUCCUGCUGCGCCAGAAGACAUGAUUGGGGCCCUGGACUUAGGUGGAGCUAGCACGCAGAUUUCCUUCUAUCCAGGUCCCUCAUAUCAGCUAACUGGAGAGAAGGGAAAGGACAUGGCUCGUUUGAUGCUGUUUGGAAAGAGCUACAACAUCUAUAGUCAUAGUUUUCUUUGCUAUGGAAAGUCCAGAGCACAACAACGCAUAUGGGCCUUCCUGGCUAAGGACGUUACUCAAAAUGCUACACUUCAAAACCCCUGUCUUCUGCAGGGCUACAGGACUAGUCUAAACGCAACCGAGCUUUUCAACGAUCCCUGCAUAUUUGGCGACUUUGCUACGACAACAUUUGGAUUGUCUUUCUCGAAACCUCGACAAGCAUAA